Pteropus alecto (black flying fox) is the source of this 2347-nucleotide messenger RNA. RefSeq names its product coiled-coil domain containing 184 (gene CCDC184). The record is from RefSeq and is a predicted model, not a curated record. The coding region runs from base 535 to 1116 and encodes 193 amino acids. The transcript has a single exon. NCBI's taxonomy places the organism in Eukaryota, Metazoa, Chordata, Mammalia, Chiroptera, Pteropodidae. Gene Ontology annotation, cellular component: cytoplasm.
GUGCCGUGCGUCGCCUUGGAAACAGGGGAGCAUCCGAGGCGCAGCUGGGAGACCCACCCCUGUCGCUCCUACCACACUCGCGGGCGCUGCCCGUUAAUGGCCGGAGGGGGAGUCCCGAGCCGAACCCGCUGCUGGCCUUAGCCUCAACUCGGACCCUUUCGCGAACGCUUCUGUGACCCAAGAAAUCGGUGGGCACUUGCUCGUGGCGCCGAAAGGGCAGCGCUGACACGGGCGCAGUUCGGGAGGCGAGGCAGGGCAGGGCACUUUCGUCCCGGGGCGAGCCGGAGAGACGCUGGCCCUAAGACUCUGUUCGGGUCUUUGUCCCGCAGGCUCUUCCAGGCCUCCCCGAUCCUGUCGCGCCCUCCGCCCGGGACCUAUCUCUUCACGUCCGCUCCCCACCCCUCUCGGGAGCAUCCUCUUCCCUCAGCUCUCCCCUGUCCCUCCGGGGACCUCUCCCCGUCCCCGACCCCUCCCCCACUCCAGAGGCCGGGCUGGACCGGACCCAGAGCGGCCACCGCCCGCUUCUGCCAUUCAAUGGAGGACGGUCCGCUGGAGAUCAUGACCAAGGACGGCGGCGAAAUGCCGGCACCUCUGGAGGUGUCCACCGUGCCCGCCGUGGGGGACGUGAUCUCCAGCGAGUACAACGGCGGCAUGAAGGAACUAAUGGAGCAUCUGAAGGCUCAGCUGCAGGCCCUGUUUGAGGACGUGAGGGCCAUGCGGGGGGCCCUGGACGAGCAGGCCUCGCACAUCCAGGUGCUCUCGGACGACGUGUGCGCCAACCAGCGGGCCAUCGUCUCCAUGUGCCAGAUUAUGACCACCGCGCCCCGCCAGGGAGGCCUGGGCGUGGUCGGCGGCAAGGGGAGCUUCCCAGGAGCCCCGCAGGAGCCGGAGACCCCUUCGCCUGGGACUGAGGACAGCGGUUUGGUAGGUCGUGAUCCUGAGGAGGAGGACGAUGAAGAGGAAAAGGAGAUGCCCCCCUCUGCCACACCCACUAGUCACUGUGAGCGCCGCGAGAGCCCCUGUGCUGAUCUCCUUGAAGGGGACGGGCCACUUGUGGAGCCCCUCGAUCUGCCCGACAUUACCCUGCUGCAGCUGGAGGGCGAAGCCUCCCUGUGAGGGGACUCCGAGGGGCACUACUUUCCCGGGCUGGCUUUGGGUUUCCGAGCGCAUGACGCCAGCGGACUGAACUGCACGGUGCAGCACGCUUCACCCCGACCGCUGCUCUUGUGGGUCAGGCAGAGAGAGACUCUCUGGAGGAAAGAUUUAUAGGGCGAAGGACUUUGGGAGCAUCAAGAAUUCUUUCUGCCUAACCAAGUGAGAUGUAGCAAACUGCGGAAAGGUGAGGUUCCGGGAGAGGAAGCGCCCAUCUCUGGACUCCCAUCCGUCCCCUCCCUACCCUAUCCCCCUUCCCAGCCAACAGGAGAACCCCUGAAUUGUGUAAAUAAAACUCUGCUUUUUCUAUUCUGAAAAAGGACUUAUCUAGGACUAUGGCAAGUAGUCUCUAACGAUUUACUUAGAAAUUAAGGAAUUGGGAUAUUCUGUUCUGGCAACAGAAAAUUUACCCUUCUGCUGAAAUCCAGCAUAUUCAGCGCUCUGCAGAAGUCUCUCCCCCUCACAGAUCUCUGCGGCUGCUGAUUGGUAAAGGAAGCUUGAGGAGGGAACUGCGGCCCUAGGAAUCUGGGAGAAUGGGGUUCCCAGGGCCCCUGGGCUGGGAGGAGCUGGCUAUGAAUGUGCAUGAAGACAUAAUAGCUCAACCUCUAGGAUUUUGCAUGCAGAGCGGAACCUGCCUUGUCACUGACUUCAUCUGGAAUUGCUUUAUCCACUCACUGGGGCUUAGAGAACAAAGAGCCCAGUUCACAGGCAGAGACUUGGGGGUGCUCAGCAACAGCCCAGAUUUAGGGGACAUUUGAGGGACUCUUGGGGGCCGCAGCCAAAAACUGUCUCUCUCCUGGCUACACUCGCUUAACUUCAGUUCCUUUUCCUGGCAAUAUGUUUCUGCCCGCUGCCUCUCGGUGUUGCUUCCAUAAUGUCUUGUGUGUAUUAUGUGUGUCGACUUGUGCAGUAGUGUGUGAGCCCUGAGGGGCAGGGCUUGUGGCUCUGGUGUUAGGUUCAGGGGGCUUCAGACCCUUCUGUGAGCCCUGGGCUAUCAUGGCGCUUUCCCCUCUCCUUUCCCCCUUUCCCCCACAACCAGGGCAUGGAGCAUGUGGCUGUCCUGAGGUUCUUAACUGAUGUGCCUCCUUCCCAUUUCCUCAAGUGGUGACUUUGUGUGCCCUUCCUCCUCCUCUGUGUAUUUCUUCUCAAUGCUUUCCUUGGUGUUAAUCUUAAUAAAGAGGCGUCAUCUCCCCUC